Molecule: messenger RNA, 889 nt
Organism: Choloepus didactylus (southern two-toed sloth)
Lineage: Eukaryota; Metazoa; Chordata; Mammalia; Pilosa; Megalonychidae
Gene: HSCB
Product: HscB mitochondrial iron-sulfur cluster cochaperone
Exons: 6
Coding region: 79-843 (254 amino acids)
Biological process (GO): [2Fe-2S] cluster assembly; protein complex oligomerization
Cellular component (GO): mitochondrion
Molecular function (GO): ATPase activator activity; protein-folding chaperone binding
Source: RefSeq, a predicted model, not a curated record
CUUUUCCUCACCGGCGGCAGCGACGACAUAGGCUGCCAGCCAGAUGUGGAGUGGGAGGACCGGAGUUCUGCUCCGGGGAUGGGGGUUCUGGCUGGCAGGGGUGCCCGGGAGGGGACCGCCAAGCUCCAAUACUGCGUCACAGGCACGAAGCAACUCCUCCCGGUGUUGGAACUGCGGCGGCCCAGGGGGCGCCGUGCGAGGGAACGCGUUCUUCUGCCCGCAGUGCCGCGCGCUGCAGCCCCCCGACCCCUCUCGGGACUACUUCAGCCUCAUGGAUUGGUACGGGCAGCAGCUUCGGGAAGUGGGCCGGGGCAAGACGUCAGGGACUGCCGUGCGAGAGAGCAAGGACAACCGGGCUUGGGAAGGAGAAGCAACCGUUCCUUCAGAGUUGACACCAUGAAGCUCCAGCAUAGGUACCAACAACUACAGCGUCUUGUCCAUCCAGAUUUUUUCAGCCAGAGAUCUCAGAUGGAAAAGGACUUCUCAGAAAAGCAUUCAACCCUGGUGAAUGAUGCCUAUAAGACUCUUCUGGCCCCCCUGAGCAGGGGACUAUACCUUCUAAAGCUCCGUGGAAUAGAGAUUCACGAAGGGACAGAUAAUGAAAUGGACAGGGAAUUCCUCAUGGAAAUAAUGGAAAUCAAUGAAAAACUCGCAGAAGCUCAAAGUGAAGCGGCCACAAAAGAGAUUGAAUCAGUUGUCAGAGCUAAACAGAAAGAAUAUACUGACAAUGUGAGCAGAGCUUUUGAACAAGAUGACUUUGAAAAAGCCAAGGAAAUUUUAACAAAGAUGAAGUACUUUUCAAAUGUAGAAGAAAAGAUCAAGUUAAAGAAGAUUCCACUUUAAUAGUGGCUAAUUUAAAAGAUCUAAAAAUAAAGUCUUGUAUAUUUCU